This is a messenger RNA of Acipenser ruthenus (sterlet), 7308 nucleotides long. RefSeq names its product phosphatidylserine synthase 2. The transcript is spliced from 15 exons. Gene Ontology annotation, molecular function: L-serine-phosphatidylethanolamine phosphatidyltransferase activity. NCBI's taxonomy places the organism in Eukaryota, Metazoa, Chordata, Actinopteri, Acipenseriformes, Acipenseridae. The record is from RefSeq and is a predicted model, not a curated record. Gene Ontology annotation, biological process: phosphatidylserine biosynthetic process. Bases 361 to 1842 code for a protein of 493 amino acids.
UAGCGGAAGUUGUUUUAGGCAUGGGCGAGCAAGCACAGUGUGCUGAGUACCACUUUUAAAUGCGUACCUGGAAAUAACACUACACCGGUAAGAAAUUGCAGCUGGGAGGAAUGGAAGCGGUCGAUUUUUGAAGACCGAUACUUGAACAGUGAAACGAGACAGUAGAUCAGAGCGGGUUCCGAUUGGCUGCAGUGGACCCCUGCACACAUGCAGUGCAGCGACCGCUUCGAGAUAGGGCGGACUUCCGUCAUCAUACGAUUUAAGUCCUCUCCUCGCCAGAGUGCAACAAACAUUUGUCAAGCGGUUUGAUUAAUUAAUAUUGGACGACCGUUCGGGUACAGCGAAUCAGAUCUGGCCAGAAUGACCAAAGUGGAGAGGAAAGGUAUCCCGCUAAGGAGGUCCUCUGCAGAAGACCAAGUCAAUGGGUCAAUGGUCAGUAUGUUGGCUCACUCCUUCAGUUCCAACGCAGUCCCUGACCUCAUGAAGGCCAAGGGUUCUGUACAGUUUUCCAGAGAGAACAGUUUCAGACGGACCACUGAAACAGAAGUUUUUGAUGAUGGAACCAACACAUUUUUCUGGAGGGCCCACACAGUGACAGUGCUGUUCAUUCUGACGUGUGCGCUGGGGUAUGUAACACUGUUGGAAGAAACGCCUCAGGACACUGCCUACAACACCAAGAGAGGGAUUGUUGCCAGCAUCUUGGUGUUCUUGUGCUUUGGAGUAACGCAGGCUAAAGACGGACCUUUCUCAAGGCCCCAUCCAGCUUACUGGAGAUUCUGGCUGUGCGUCAGCGUGGUGUAUGAGCUCUUCCUCAUCUUCAUCCUCUUUCAGACUGUGCACGAUGGCAGACAGUUUAUGAAGUUUAUUGACCCCAAGUUGGGUGUACCACUGCCUGAGAAGGGUUAUGGAGGAAACUGCCUUCUCUACGACCCGGGGGACAAAACAGACCCUUUUCACAAUAUCUGGGACAAGAUGGAUGGCUUUGUUCCAGCACAUUUUAUUGGCUGGUACAUAAAGACUCUGGUGAUCCGUGAUUGGUGGAUGUGUAUGAUCAUUAGCGUCAUGUUCGAGUUCCUGGAAUACAGCCUGGAGCAUCAGCUGCCAAACUUCAGCGAGUGUUGGUGGGACCAUUGGUUGAUGGACGUGGUUUUCUGCAAUGGCUUUGGGAUUUACUGUGGCAUGAAGACCCUGAAGUGGCUCUCAAUGAAGACCUAUCAGUGGCAGGGACUGUGGAACAUUCCAACAUACAAGGGAAAAAUCAAGAGAAUUGCAUUCCAGUUUACACCCUACAGCUGGGUGAAGUUCGAGUGGAAACCAGCCUCCAAUCUGCGCAGGUGGCUGGCUGUGUGUGGCAUCAUAUUUGUGUUCUUGCUGGCAGAGCUGAACACAUUCUACCUGAAGUUUGUGCUGUGGAUGCCUCCGGAGCACUGUCUAGUGUUGCUGCGUUUAGUUUUCUUUGUCAACGUGGGAGGAGUGGCCAUGCGAGAGAUUUACGACUUCAUGGAUGAUCCGAAAUUCUAUAAGAAGUUGGGACAGCAGGCCUGGAUGGUGGCGGCCAUCACGGUGACAGAGUUUUUGAUUGUGGUGAAAUACGACCCCAACACCCUCAUGCUGCCCCUCCCCUUCCACGUCACCCAGUGCUGGAUUCUGGGAAUCCUUGUCAUCCUCACCUGGACCAUAUGGAGGUUCUUCAUCCGGGACAUCACUCUGCGAUACAAAGAGACGCGGCGGCAGAAGCAGGAGAGCACGAGUGAGCAAGAGAAACCCCUGAGCGAUGGCAGCGAGAAUCCAGCGGCGCAUAGUAAGCAGAACAGAGAGGGGGUGCGGCACAGGAAAUCCUGAGCAGCAGGACAGUCUGGCCUUCACUCUUACUACCACUUCUACUGCUACCUUCAAAAAGGAUUUUAACAAUGAUAUUCAAGACAAUGAUGUUCCACUCCACUAUACAGUCCGUUUUUUUUGUUGUUUUUUUUUUGGGAGGGGGAGGGGGGCUCUUAAUGCAUGCAGACCUACAUGGAGGAGUGUUGAUGGUGUGUUUUACUACACCUUUUAAAACUGGAAUAGAUUGAAAGGGGUGAUAUACUCUGUCUGGCCACUCAUUAGAAGUACUUCUGUUACCUGAACACAUGGGUGAUUGGUAGAGCAGUUAUACUGCAUACUGGUUUGAUUUUUGAUGUCCUUGUUGCUAAUGAUGUGGAUGGUCCAACAGUUUUGGGUGAUGUUAACUUGACAACAUUCUCUUGUGCCAUUAGUUCAUUUUAAAAUAUGUUUUCUGUGUUGCCAUGCUGCUUCUGACUAGCGCUCAAUUAGAUAGAAGACUCCAUUUUGAGUCUACAUAACAGCUUGGUGUGCAACUUAAAGAUGGUGUUUUUAAAAUCGGGUUUCUACUGCUGGCUUUGCUACCACUUUUUGUGUUCUUGUUCAGUUCCACUUUUUUAUUGAUUUGAUCAACUUAAACCGUGAGGUACACCACAGCUGGAGCACUGGCAAAUGAGCACCUAUCAGUGGUUAUCCCAGGAUUACUCCUAGAAAUAAGUGGUUGCUGUAACAUGCUUCUAAAAAUCAGGGUAUAGGUUGAUCAAAUCAAGUCACUAUACAGAAUGUUGGCCAAAUGUUCUAUGAACUGUAUGCAAGCCAUUAAAUGCCAAAUAGGGUUUCUAUUUUUAAUACAGGUAUGCGCCAAGUUCUCUUCACGGGUGAAAGAAGUACACAAUCCAGUACCGAAGCUAGUACAGGAUAGGAGAUUUGAUUUUAAAAUCAUAAGAACUGCACUUACUAGGGAAAUUGUGGAGGGAAAAAAAUGUCAUGAGUUCUAAUAAGGUGGCAAGGCAGAGUAUAUCAUUAUUUUGUGUGUUUUUAAGGUCUAUGUGUCUGCUGUACUGUAAGGGGAGGGAGAUUUUGCAGGUGGUUUUUUUUUUUUUUUUUUUUUUUUUUAAGGUUGAAGUGCUUAAAAUAACAUUAGCACAGGGUCUAAAUUUAACUGGGAAUUAUUUAACUGAAAUUCUAUCUAAAUGGAGAAAUUGUACCAUUUCUGAACUCGGGUAGGGACCGGAGUGUAUUAUUUUUUUUUUUAUUAUUUUUUCUUUGAAAAAUUUAGUCGUUGCCAAUUAUUUUUAUUAUUUUCUCCCAAUUUGGAAUAGCCAAUUAUUUUAUUAUGCUCAGCUCACCGCUACCACCCCUGCGCUGAAUCGGGAGGGUGAAGACGAACACACACUGUCCUCCGAAGCGUGUGUCGUCAGCCGACCGCUUUUCUUUCACACUGCGGACUCACCAUGCAGCCACCCAAGAGCUACAGCGUCGGAGGACAACGCAGCUCUCGGGCAGCUUACAGGCAAGUCCACAGGCGCCCGGCCAGACUACAGGGGUCGCUGGUGCACGGUGAGCCGAGGACACCCUGGCCGACCUAACCCUCCCUCCCCCCGGGCGACGCUCGGCCAAUUGAGCGCCGCCCCCUGGGAGCUCCCGUCCUCGGUCGGCAAAGGAAUAGCCUAGACUCGAACUCGCGACGUCCAGACUAUAGGGCGCAUCCGGCACUCUACGCAAGUGCUUUUACUGGAUGCGCCACUCGGGAGCCCCACAGGGACUGUAGUGUAUUAUGACGUGAUUUCUUCUACUGUAGGGCAUGCUAUGAACUAAAAAAAAACAAAAAACACAUUGAUUUAAAAUAAUAAUAUCAUUAAUAAUAAUGUAAUAUUUUGAUGCCAGUUAGUGCUGUGCGCCAACUUCGUAACUUCGUGGAGGGGGGGGGGGGGGAAGUUAAAGGUAAACACUAACAUCUUAAAUGGGAAAGUGAUAUUGCUUUGGUGAAAUCUGUUUCCACUAAUAAGUAAUAUCUUUUAAUUAUGUUAAAUUUAAGGUAAGAUAGGAUUUUGUUUUCUGUUUUCUGCAAAUUCUGAAUCUGCACUAAUUUAACCCCUAAAAGAAUGUGAAGUGCGCUGCGGUAUUAUUAAUUAUCUCCUUCUUGUCUUCAAAUAGAAUAACAACUUACUUAGAAAGAUACAAGUUAAAGUCCAGAUUGCACUUAAAAAGGAUUCAGAAGGCAUUCAAUGAAGAUUAUUUAUGUUCUAAAAAUGGAUGCCAAAAUUAUUCUUUUGACAUGUAAAAUGCAUGCAAGGGAAGCAAAAUAGUAUGCAAAUGAAUGCAUUUAUAAUGAUAAAUACAUUAAUCCAUACUUAACAAAUAGUACAUCCAAUUUGAUUGUAUAUCCAAAAAUGGCAAUAGAAUGCAUAGCAGGAAUGGUUUGGUGAAAUCUGCUGCCUGUUAAGAUCAAUAAAACAGACCUUGCUGCAUGUCAUGCCUAUUAAACACAAAGUAGGGAGGAAGAUUAGCCUCUUAUAGCAGAAUCCGCUCCUCCUUUUAUACAACUUUAUAUAUAAUAUUGUAUGUUUGGUUUCCCCACAUAGUCAAUAAUUACAGUUUUAUAACCAGACUUGCUGAUUUGCAUAUUUUAUGUUGAUUUUGAUGUUUUAAAAUUGAACAUGUAUAUAGCUUGGGGCUAGAUUUUUUUAUAACACCUUUUAAAAAAAAUAUUUUUUUUAUGGAUUAUCAGUUACAUACUGUGUACCUUACCAGAUUUACAACCUUAUUUAAAGGACUAAAAUCUAAUUAAUUGGUAGAUAUUACCUUGAAUGCUCUGUUUGUCUUGAAAUAAACACUGUUCAUUAAAAUAUUAUUUUAUAGCACAGCCAACAAGAGAUUCUUAAUCAAUUUAUUUCACGAGGCUUAACCUGCAUGCUUUCCUGGUUGCUGGAAUAAUCAGGUGUCUACAGCCAAUCGCUGUGUCUCAUACGAGUCACAUGCGUUUUGAUUUUUAAGAAUUCUCUUCUGCUACAAAACAUAUUUAUCUGUGCUUUUCAUAACCAAUAAUUUAAGGCAAACUGUAGUAAAAUUCACAUCAUUUGUGGUAAGAUUUAUUAAAUAAAUGUAUCUGCUUUAACGUGUAUAAACUGUGCUCUGCUGUAAAACCGAGAGAUUUGAAGUGACUGUACCUUCUAGAACAGGAUACAAAAUAUGAAUCUGGAAGUAAAAAUGUACCUGUUAAAAAUGAUACAUUUUAAUUCUUGGGAAAACGAUACAACUUUAUUACACUAACAUACUUUUUUUUUUUUUUAUGAAAUGAUUUUCCUAAAAUAAUCAAAUGCCUAAUAUAAACUCCUGGAAAGGCUGUGCACAAACCAGAACAAGCAUGUAUAACAUAUAAAUAGGCUCCUAGAGUGCCAAACUAAAGAUGGGCAAUCAAAUAGAUGCUAUAUGUGAUGCACAAUAAUUCUAAUGAUGUAUAGCAAACCUGAGUAUAGUCCAUUGAAAUUCUUAAUCGAAACUGCUUGACUGCGUCAGAUUUCAAGAUUAUAGUUAUAUAGAUGUGUCAGAUUUAUUAUACCAGGAUACAGAAAUAUUUCAGUUUUCAAAUUGAAGCCAUCACAAAGGCACCUUAAGUGGGAUUAAAUGGAAAGCAUACAACUGAAUUUUUUGUGUGUCAAAAUAUCAAACCAUUCCUAUCAGUAUGUAACCUUGGAGUUAGCUGUCAGGCAUUUUACAGCAUUCAGGAAUUAUCCUGUAUUUUAUCAACUGGAUCAACUACCUAUCUUUUGGUUAUCCCAGGAUAAUCCUUAAAAAUAAAUUAUGGAAGCCAUCCAAGUUCUGUAAAAUGCUGUAACAAAAUCCAGCUGUGGUUUAUCCCGGUAUAAGUUGAUCAAAUCGAGUGCGAGUGCGAGUAAGAACCUUGCUGUCUAACACUACAGUUAAACUCACAUUCUUGGUUUAAACAGUCAGGUUUAUCACUGCAGUACUUGCAUGAUGGCUUCAAUUAUUCAACGUGCACCAAAUAUGAGUGAAAUUCAGCAAGCCUAGUUAUUGAUGUGUAAUGCUGCGUUCAUUAUUACUUUGAGACAUCUAUUGGUUCAUCUCAUAACUUUCCAACCUUUUAUUGUCUAAUUUAAUUUAUAUAUUAGUAUGACUUGACUUAUUUUUUCAUUUACUAAAUAUUUUAUAGCAAACCACAAGCAUGGGGAGGGGCAUAGCUGUAUAUAACGUUGCAUCUUGGUGCUUUUAAUUAAAUACAGAACCCUUGACAUUCAUGAUGAUACAAAUAGCUGUGUGUGUGUAUAUAUAUAUAUAUAUAUAUAUAUAUAUAUAUAUAUAUAUAUAUAUAUAUAUAUAUAUAUAUAUAUAUAAUAUUUUUCUGGGUUCAGUUCUGUUUUAACUACUGUGAUGGGUGUAGUUCUCUGCAAAGUAUUGUGAAUAAUCUGGAUCUGUCUGCCUAUCCUCAAUAUUAUGUAUCAGGUAAUGUUACACAUUCUAUGAAUAUGAUGUUGUUGUUUGAAAUGCCAGUCUGCCUCCUUUGAUGUAACUUAGGAAAUGCAUUCUGCCAUUUUUACUAUUGAAUGUAAUCCGAGUCAGUUUAAAUUGUACAGGCCCAGGGCAUUUUUAGCUGGCUAGACUACUUGGAUGCUGCUUAUCAAACAAUAAUCUGAAAUGCAUUUAAUAUCUGUUGGAACUUUUCUGACUUGAUAUACCAAUAGGCUGUAGUUGUUUAUAUUUCAGAGCUUUAGGUAAAACCUAAGAAAGCAUAGCAGAAAAACACUUUGUCUAGACACUAGUUGAACCGUUUGUCGUCUUGACUUUUUAUUACCUUUAUAUUCAGAUGCCUACUUGUGCUUACUAAAGAAAGUCAAUCUCAUACAACUUCAGACACCCUUGUCUGUCUUUAAAAAAUGCCCCUUUCCUGACCUUUUUAGACCGACUCACUCAGCAAAAAUAAAUUCACUUUAGAAGUUGUCAUAAUGUAUUGUCUUAUUUAUAUAAGUAAAUGAACAAAGUCCACUUCUAGCGUCAAAAUUGUAUGAAAGUCUCUAUUAAAAAAAAAAAAAAAGAAAAACCUGUUAUUUAGAUUUGGUAAGCUUAUCAAUGCCGCACAAGAGGACUCAAAUGUCUUCAAAGAUUUUGAGCAUCAUAGUAGGUUCAUGCUUCCCUCCUGCAACAAUUUUGGUGCACUGAUUUGAAAUGAAACUCAAAAACGACCACAACUGCAGCACUUCUAAGUUGCUGAAUUACCCUCCAGUAAACCGUCAUUGAGAAGCAAAUCUGAACCUCGUGUUUUUCCAUCAGUAACAUAUUCCAUUUUCUUCCGGUCUCAGAGCGUUGACAGUUCUCUAAAUAGCUACUUUAUUUUAGGAAAUGCUGCAGUAGCACAGCGAUGAAAUGGAGUUAAACUAAUACAAAAAAAAGAAAGAUGCAAAUUACUAACAACAUGUUGACUUGUUUUUGUUUAAUUUUUUUGGCGUUGAGUUAAUAAACAAACAGUUUCUA